CAUAGCAGAAGCAAAAGCAUAGGCAGAUCCAGAUCGAGAUCCAGAGCCAGAGCCAAAUCCAGAGGCAGAGAAACCCGAUCGACAGCCAGCCACGACGCGGGUGGGCCGAGGGAGCAUGAGCGAUCCCUGCGGAAUCGUCGACGCGAUCCAGGACAGCAUGGACUUUGGAUCCAUCCCGUGCCACCCGGUAGCGUCCAUCGAGGCGGGGGCCCCGAGCGAGAACGACAACAGGAACGACAACAGGAACGAAAAGUCAGCCACCACGGGGGAGGCAGGGGACUCUCCACCCGAGGGAUGCCCCCCAGAGGAAGAAUCCCCCGGCGCCGCAAUCUCUCCCCCUAUGGCGGCCGUCUCGGACCUGUCCGAUCCCUCCCGGAGGAUCUACGUGGUGACGACGGCGGCGCUGCCCUGGAGGACCGGGACCGCCGUGAAUCCCCUGGCCCGGGCCCUCUUUCUGACCCGCGGAAGGCCCCGCCACGCGGUGACGCUCAUGGUCCCCUGGCUGGCCUCUCCGAGGGAGCAGGCCUCGGUCUACGGCUCGAACGUCUUUGAGACCCCGGAGGAACAGGAGGCCUGGAUCCGGGACUAUUCCAGGGAGCGCAUCCUCACCGGUUGCGAGGGCGAGGGCGAGAGCGAGAACGGGAGCAGCAGCGGCGACGACAGCAACGACAGCGACAGCAACAACAACAGCAACAACAACAUCAACAACAACGUCAACGACGACGACGAAGUGGACAAGCUCAGGAUAUCCUUCUACCCCGCCAAGUUCCACAAGCUGCUCGGAUCGAUAUUUGCAACGGUCGACAUUUGUGCGCUCAUCCCCCCUGAAGAGGCCGACGUUGCCAUACUGGAGGAGCCCGAGCACCUCACCUGGUUUCGGUCGCUGCCGCCGAGCACCCGGAAGCGGAAAAACCACUCUUCCCAGGACGCCGAGAGCUCCUGCGCCACGGCAUCGGCGGCGAGCGCCAUGGACAGCAUCAUGGACCACGAUUCGUCGUGCGGUGCUUGCACCACCACGGGCAGCGAGUUGGAGCGUCAGCAGGAAGGGGACGGCACAGGAGAGGACCAACACACCAGCAACAAAAGCAACGGACACGCCAUCGCCGGCCAGGACGACGAAGACAACGACGAACUCCUCGAAGAAACCCGCCAGAAAAUGGAGGAACGGGCCGUCAUCGGCUGGACGGCCAAGUUCCGCUACGUCGUGGGGAUCCUGCACACGAACUACUCGGCCUAUAUGCGCCAGUACGGACUGGGUGCCUCGCUCGUCACCGCCUCGGCCCUCCACGCCCUCUCCGCGGUCUGCGUGCGUGCCUACACGCACCGGUUGAUCCGCCUCAGCGACACCCUCCCGGAGCUGGACGCCCCCCGGGAGGUCACUCGGAACGUCCACGGGGUGCGACCGGAGUUCUUUGUCCGGGAAACGCCGGCGUCGACGAAGGUGCCGUCGCUAGCUCCCGCCCAGGCGAGGGACCUCCCGGCCCUGGCGGACGCCGAGGCCGACGACGACCACCACCACGAAGGCAACGGCGACGAAGGCAACGAAAUCGGAACAAAGGAGGCCGGGGAGGCCCCCCCGGACGACGAACAAGAAACGGCGGCAGAGGAAGGAACCGAUGGCGACGGUUUCCUGCCGGAACCCAUCUACUUUAUUGGAAAGGUCAUCUGGGCCAAGGGAUUCGACAAACUCCUGGAAAUCGAGGACUUGUACCGAAAGGAAACCGGGGAAUACUUUCCCAUCGACGUCUACGGCUCGGGGGCCGAUCUCGACGCCAUCACUCGGGCCUUUCUCGGCCGGACCGGACUCGCCAAGAAAACCCUCUCCAGCGCCUCGAUCGCGAGCCUCGACGGGGCCCGGUCCCCGCGGGAGGGGUCGGGAUCCCCCGUCCCGCCGGCCGCAAAAUCCAGCCCGGAGGACAAGACGGCCGCCCUGCUCUUCAGCAGGGAGGGAAGCCUCCGCGGUCAGAUCGAGAACGGACAGGCUGUCCCGUCGGACGAGCUGGUGGUGGAGGUACAGACCCGAGAGAGCGCCCCCCGGACCGAGGCCGGGAGGCGUCACCCGAAGCAGGUCGUCGCCCACCUCGGCGAGAAGACUGCCGAGACCACCAGCAAGGUCACCAGCGCCAUUGCCACCCUCGGCGUCAAGCUCUCCAGCAUGGGCUUUCGGAGCCUCUACAGCGAGGAACCCGAGGACGCCAGCGGCAGCAGCGGAAGCGGCUGCACCUUCUCCGACGACACGCCGUCCUCCGGAGGCGGAAGCGGCGGCCUCGUCGGCAAGUUCCGCUUCGACCCCCCCCGGUCCCGCUACGAGCUGCGACUGAACCCCGUCCCGGCCCGCUUUCUGGGGGUCCGGGACCACGCGGUCCUCCGGGACGUUUCCGGGCACAGGGUCUUUCUCAACCCCUCCGUCACCGAGGUCCUGUGCACCACCACGGCCGAGGCCCUGGCCAUGGGAAAGUUCGUGGUCGUUCCCAGGCACCGUGAGUUUGUCGAUCUUUGUUUGGCUCGCUUUUGGUUUCGAUUCGUUUGUGACAGAACUGUCCAAGCACCGCCUCACCGCUUUCCUUUUUUUGUUUGUAUGGUCUUCUUUCCUGCUUUUCUUUUCCUUGCACCGCAGCCUCCAAUACGUUUUUUCUACAGUUUCCGAACUGCCUCGCGUAUGACACCAAGAAGGAAUGCGUGGACCACCUGCGGUACGCUCUGCGGAGCGACCCAGUCCCCCUCUCGCGGGCCGACAGGCACAAGCUCACGUGGGAGGGAGCCAACGCCCGCCUCUUCGAGUCGGCCAUGAUGACCGAGGAGGAGGCCGGGGAGCGCAACAAGAAGACCGGUGACGCCGCCAGGCUCCACAUCGACACCAUGCGCACCGGAGCCUUUUUCUCGGGGCUGUGGGCCCGUGGGAAGACCAUCCAGAAGCACAUUGCCCUGAAGGAGCGGCCCGAGGAAAAGCCAGAACCCACCGGGGAAUCUGGUUCGGAACCCCCCAAGGGGCCCGCUACGGGCUUUUGCAGGGUCUAGUGCCACCGAUGUUGAAAACACAACACAACACAACACAAUGCAAUGCAAUACGUGCGUACUAGACUAAACUAAUCAUACGGUG
Messenger RNA from Pseudo-nitzschia multistriata, 3100 nucleotides. NCBI's taxonomy places the organism in Eukaryota, Bacillariophyta, Bacillariophyceae, Bacillariales, Bacillariaceae. The record is from the annotation of a GenBank genome assembly.